GAUUCAUUCUAAAUGUGCUUAUAUGUUUAACCGCUUCAAUAACUCUCGAUAAUUUGAAAUUAUUAAUUAAACAACAUGACCUCGAAUCAAUUUUGUCGCUUCGUAUUUAUCAAAUUUCUAAAUACCCACCGAUCACACGAGCUCAAUUUGAGGAGUGGAAUCGGUUAUGGCCAAUUAAUUUUCGCGAAGAUCCUAGGAGAGAUUCUAGAUUUUCUCCCAAAGAAAUAGAGAUGUUAAGAAAUCACAUGAUCAACGCAAUUAAGUUAGCAGAUAUUGCAAGAUCUAAAGGAGAGAUACCGGUAGGUUGUGUAAUAGUAGAUCCGAAAAGAACAGAAAUAAUAUGCGAGUCACAUGACACAAGAACGUCUUCAAAUCAUCCGCUUAAGCAUGCUGUUUUAAAUUGUAUAAAUAAAGUAGCGUUGUUCGAGAAAGCAAAAUUGAAGUCCAUGAGUGACUCUUUGACAUCCAAAAAACGAAAAGCUGAUAAAUUGGAUGACCAGUUAGCCUCUUCAAAUUGUACACCUCCAGGGUCAAGCUUGAACACCCUCGAAGAUAGAGAAAAUAGUGCGGGUGUUUAUUUAUGUAAAGGAUAUGACAUAUUCGUAACCCAUGAACCUUGUAUCACAUGUUCAAUGGCUCUUGUACAUUCACGAAUUGGUCGCGUAUUCUAUGGACGGUCUAAUACUGUAUCGGGUGGUUUAGGAUCAUGCUACAAAAUUCAUACUCACCACGCUUUAAAUCAUCACUUCAAAACAUUUAAUGGAUUCUUGGAAGAUCAAAUUGAAAUACUCAUGAUUGAUUGUUAA
Dentiscutata erythropus is the source of this 806-nucleotide messenger RNA. NCBI's taxonomy places the organism in Eukaryota, Fungi, Glomeromycota, Glomeromycetes, Diversisporales, Gigasporaceae. The record is from the annotation of a GenBank genome assembly.